AUGGACGACAAAAGCAAACCCUUCGGCGAACCCAAGGGAGGAUUCGCACCACCACCAUCGUUCCUGGAGGCCACGGCAUCGGCGGGGCCGUCACAAGGCGCAUCAUCCUUCCAGACGCGGUUCGCGUGCGUGACGCUCAACAUGACAGACCGGAUGCGCUUCAUCAACUUCAGCGCGCCCGAGACUAGCGCCCUCAGGGGCGUGCUGGGGUCCGUGUGGCCGAUCCAGGACGUGCGGGCAUACGGCGGCGCCGAGGAGAUCAAGUUCAAGGGCUACCCGUGGCAGGAGAAGGUAAACGGCGACGAUAACGCCCGGCGGCUGAUCAGGAGGAUGCUCGAGGCGCUUUAUGACAUGGGGUGGGUGUUGCAGGCGGCGGUGGACGUGUCCAAGAAGGAGCUGGACAAAGACUCCCUCAUAUUCAGAUAUCAGAACCCGCCGCCGCCGCCGUGCGACUGGCUGAGCAUCUCUUUCGACUGGACGGACAAGAUGAAGAUCGUGGACGCGCCGCCGGGGGACCUGACCGAGGCGAUCGUUGCGGAGUUCCGGGCGAAGUACAGGCUCAAGAGUCACGAGCUCGAGAGCGGGCGGCUGAAGCUCAAGUUCCACGGCCAGCCGUGGCAGGCGUCGGGCGAGGAGACGGUCAAGUCUAGGAUGCUGUUGCUGAGCCUGCUCGGGAUCCUCGAGAGGUUUGGGUACAGCCUGUACGCCAGCAUCGACCAGGUCAACAGUUCGGGGAUCGAGGCGGACGUGCUGGUUGUGACGCGGCAGAAGGGGUGGACGCCUGGGAUGCCGAUAUGGCACCGGUGA
This is a messenger RNA of Diaporthe citri, 807 nucleotides long. RefSeq lists its product as uncharacterized. The transcript has 2 exons. The record is from RefSeq and is a predicted model, not a curated record. NCBI's taxonomy places the organism in Eukaryota, Fungi, Ascomycota, Sordariomycetes, Diaporthales, Diaporthaceae. Bases 1 to 807 code for a protein of 268 amino acids.